Molecule: messenger RNA, 474 nt
Organism: Parnassius apollo (apollo)
Lineage: Eukaryota; Metazoa; Arthropoda; Insecta; Lepidoptera; Papilionidae
Source: the annotation of a GenBank genome assembly
AUGACAUUUGGCGCGUGUAAUGUGCGCACACUUCUUGACCGUGAAGAAAAUGCCUGCCCUGAGCGGAAAACUGCCAUCGUAGCUCGGGAACUAAGUAGCUAUAAUAUUGAUGAGGCUGCACUCAGCGAAACACAUCUGCCUGAUGAAGGAGAGCUGGUAGAAUACGGCGGCGGGUAUACUUUCUUUUGGAAAGGACUCGCUUCCUCAGAGCCGCGAAGGUCUGGUGUGGGCUUUGCUGUCAAGAACUACCUUGCUGCUCAACUACAAGAAUACCCUAUACACAUCUCGGACCGCAUUACCAUAUUGCACCUUUACAUGGGACGUGAAAACUAUCUUAAUGUAAUCAGUGGCUAUGCCCCUACGCUAGACAAGUCUGAUGAAGUUAAGGACAAAUUUUACGAAGAAUUGACGCGGUGUAUAGAUCGUAUCCAUUCAAGGGAGCAAAUCUCUUGGGCGACUUUAAUGCCCGAGUAG